AAAAAAAUCGCAUGGCGUUACGCAUCUUAUUAUUCUAGUGUCUUUGGUUUACGCGUAAAAUGUUGUACAUUAUUUAACAAGAAAGUCAUCAGCGAAAGACACAGUAGGUUGCGAUCGUCUCUUAAAGUUAAUUAAACUGUAAUUUGUUAAUACAAGCAAUAAUACUUGUAUUAACAUAUACGUUGAUAAUCCAUGCGAUUCUUCAAAUGCUGCAAAUCGUAACUGUUCGUUACCUUGAUUUACUAAAUCUUCGUUACGAAUAUAUUCUACGCUACGAAAAUUGCAAUUUUCCACAUUAUAAGGGGAAUAUAUACAUAUAUGGUAUUUAGAUAUACAUGAAUUAAACAGCAAGCUGGUUUAGAAAUAGAACAUAUCAGCAGUCCGAAUAAUUUAAACUAAAAUCGGGCUAUAUAAAUAAACGCAUACAUUUCGAUAAAGCAAUUGGCGUUGGUCUUACUUUGAAAUUCUGGCGAUGAAGGACUGCUUCGGUAUUUUCGAUGGGGAAUUUGAGGUCCUCCGUGUGACUUCACAGUUUUAUGAUGAAGUUGAGGAGUUGCUUGUAAAUAUAUCGGUCAACCAUGAAUUCGGGUGUGUGAUCACUAACCUGAAAGACUCUCCGUUGGCCAUUGCCGAGCUAAGUGAUCGGAUAAGGCGCAUCAUUUCCCAAGGAAUUUCAUACGCUAUACGUCAUGUGGAAAGUGGCAGAAUUGUGGCUGCAAUCGCUAAUACCAUAUUUAACACAAAAAGGAAAUCCUCAUACUACGACGCUGGCACCCAAAUAAAGAGUCCAAAUAUGAUGAAAUAUAUUGAACUUUGGGAUGCUGUCGACGAAAGCUUCGAUGUCAACAAGCACUGCCAGGUGGACAGCACGGUAGAUGUGGAAUACAUGGGAACAUUGCCGGAAUUCAGACGACGUGGCCUGGGCCAAAUUUUAUGCCAGCAGUCGAUGGACUUUUUAAGGCUCAUGACCCAUGGGAAGCUGCCCCUCGAGGUUCUCGCUCAGCUGCCGGAGGAGAUUCAGAUUGAAAGACCGCAGGCCGUUGUCGCCAUAUCUACAUCCCAAUCCUCGCAAAUAAUAGGCCGACAAUUGGGAAUGGAAACUAUACAUAGGUGGCGUUUUUCCGAGCUGUGGUCUUUAAGUGGUGCAAUAGCGGAAUUCAGUGGCGAACGGGCCUUGGCAUAUGCAGAACUCCAAGUAAGGUUACUUGAUUAAUAGAAACCUAAAGCGCAAGCCGAACGAAUUCUUCUAAAUUACUAAGUAAAGGAAGAUAAUUACGAAAAAACAAAUAAUUGAUUAGGGGG
This is a messenger RNA of Drosophila erecta, 1302 nucleotides long. RefSeq lists its product as uncharacterized. NCBI's taxonomy places the organism in Eukaryota, Metazoa, Arthropoda, Insecta, Diptera, Drosophilidae. The record is from RefSeq and is a predicted model, not a curated record. The transcript is spliced from 3 exons. Bases 473 to 1213 code for a protein of 246 amino acids. Gene Ontology annotation, molecular function: N-acetyltransferase activity.